This is a messenger RNA of Pseudocercospora fijiensis CIRAD86, 1189 nucleotides long. RefSeq lists its product as uncharacterized. Bases 12 to 935 code for a protein of 307 amino acids. The transcript has 2 exons. The record is from RefSeq and is a predicted model, not a curated record. NCBI's taxonomy places the organism in Eukaryota, Fungi, Ascomycota, Dothideomycetes, Mycosphaerellales, Mycosphaerellaceae.
CAGCAGGAGCGAUGAGUCCAGAAGAGGUUGCGAAGCAAUUCUGCGAGCGAGAAGGCGCAUACAACGACAAAUUCCGCCUCAACACGAUCCUUGUUCCACAUGGCACGCUCAAAGGACGUACGCUUCUCGAGAUUGUUCCGAAUUUCAGCAAAGCCUGCCCAGAACAACCAUUUCGCUUCUCAGAUCUUCCCACUGAGUUGAAAGUCAGGAUCUACGGCUAUGUCCUGAUCUUGGGAGAGACAGGCUGCGUCACUCUAGACACGCACAACUGGUGGUCGUCGGACUUUCGCCGCAGCCGGCAAAAGUGUGUCACGAAGGGUUUCAAGAGAACGGACAAAUCGCCGUGGCACAAGGGUCUGAAGUGGGAAGAACAAGAAGCAAAGUGGGUGGGUGGAGAGCCAAGCCCAUUCAGUCUCCUGCUCGUCAACAAGGAAAUCAAUGCAGAGGCAACCCCCAUCGCAUACGGCUCCAAUUGCUUUGACAUUAAAAGCUAUCCCAUUGCCCGCUCGUUUGCGAAGACGAUCGGUGCAAAUUUGAAGCACCUCACCAUGAUUCGCCUGAGAGCGUGCUCCCUAACGACAUUUGAUCAGGCGCUGCGCGCUCUCUUUGGUGCUGAUGGAUUGCGGAGGAUGUACUUGAGCGACAGCUUUGUACUGGAGGUGCUGCGCUCCGAGGCACAGGAUCGCGAAGAUGUGUCCUCAUGGGCAGAGGUUUUGGACCACGCUGUCAGAGGCCUUUUGUUGGUGGCUCAGGCUACAAACAGAGCGAAGGGUCGGAAAUGGCGCGCACUCGACAUCAUACAGCUCAGGAGGGAAAAGCGCUAUCGUCUUGAGGAUGUGGAGCAAGUUGAAGAGAAGCGUCAGGACAGAGAGAAGCUGCAGGCUUUCCGCCAAGCCUUCCGCAAGCGAGCCAACGCGUAUCUCCGUGAAGAAUAAUUGAAGUUGUGUAAUGACUUCGAGUGCGACCACAGAACACAUUAGCAACUGCGACACACUGCUCUACAAGUCGUAUUUGGAGCGGCUGGCAAACGAAACGGCAUUACUCUGGACUUCAAAGUAGGGGAAAGAAAGAACUUUUCAAUCAUGCUGGCUGCUGGGAGGCGUAAAGGCAGAGCGAAGGGGGCUUUUCCUUGAUGAUCAUGCCUCAACAAUCAUGGAUGGACUUCUGGGAAGGGACAAAAAGCGGCAAC